This is a messenger RNA of Ylistrum balloti, 425 nucleotides long. RefSeq names its product U6 snRNA-associated Sm-like protein LSm3. Bases 1 to 312 code for a protein of 103 amino acids. Lineage: Eukaryota; Metazoa; Mollusca; Bivalvia; Pectinida; Pectinidae. Gene Ontology annotation, cellular component: catalytic step 2 spliceosome; U4/U6 x U5 tri-snRNP complex; Lsm1-7-Pat1 complex. Gene Ontology annotation, molecular function: RNA binding. Gene Ontology annotation, biological process: P-body assembly; mRNA splicing, via spliceosome. The transcript is spliced from 4 exons. The record is from RefSeq and is a predicted model, not a curated record.
AUGGCCGACGAUCAAGAGCAGCAAGCUCCUGUGCAGAAUGUGGAGGAACCACUUGACUUGAUCCGACUGAGUCUUGAUGAAAGGAUUUAUGUUAAGAUGAGGAAUGAGCGUGAGCUGAAAGGAAGGCUUCAUGCUUAUGAUCAGCAUCUCAACAUGAUAAUGGGGGAUGUUGAGGAAACCGUCACAACAGUGGAGAUUGAUGAAGAAACUUACGAGGAGAUUUACAAGUCAACCAAGAGGAAUAUUCCGAUGUUGUUUGUACGAGGAGAUGGUGUGAUUCUGGUAUCGCCUCCCAUGAGGACAGGCACUUGAACAACACAACUGCAAAUUUUGAUUUUCUUUUUUUUAUGUUGAUUUUGUACUGUUUAUGUGCUAAUUCAUGAUCUGCAUCAAACACAUUAAACUCAUAUUCAUUUAUAAUUUUA